Panicum virgatum (switchgrass) is the source of this 1393-nucleotide messenger RNA. RefSeq lists its product as uncharacterized. Gene Ontology annotation, molecular function: glycosyltransferase activity. The transcript is spliced from 5 exons. The record is from RefSeq and is a predicted model, not a curated record. NCBI's taxonomy places the organism in Eukaryota, Viridiplantae, Streptophyta, Magnoliopsida, Poales, Poaceae. Gene Ontology annotation, cellular component: Golgi apparatus. The coding region runs from base 1 to 927 and encodes 308 amino acids.
AUGGCCAGGCCACCGCGCGGAGAUGAUCCGCGAGCGCGGCACAGCCCACCCGGCAACUGGGGCAGCCGCUGGUGCCCGGGCAUUUCCCAGAAGCUUGGGUGCCGCUGCAUCCAAGUCGGCGUUGAGAUUGCGGCCCUCGAUGUUGAGGCGGCGUUCUCGCACCCUUUCCAGGGAGACGCGGGCGUCUUCACCCGCACGCCUGCGGUUGAGCUCCGCCCGCAGGGCCCCAUCCGCACCGCAUUAGUCCCCGCCUCCCCGUGGCGCACCUACACGCUCCAGGAGGCCGCGGCCUUCGCCGCCGCCGCGGGCAAGGGCACCGUGCUCCUCGCCGCGGUCUCUGGACCCUAUCUCCCCUUCCUCAGUUCCUCUCCAACUGGCUCGUCAGCGUCCGCUGCGCCGGCCGCGGGGACCAGGUGCUCGUCAUCGCCAAGGAUUACGAGACACCCGACCGCAUCAACGCCGAGUGGCCAGGCCACGCCGUCCUCGUGCCCCCCGCGCCCGACGCUCAGGCCGCCCACAAGUUUGGGUCCCAGGGGUUCUUCAACUUCACCCCGCGCCGUCCGCGGCAUCUGCUACAGAUUCUUGAGCUUGGGUGAAACCACUCGACCAUUCACAAUUUCACAUGAGCUGCCAUGGUCGAAGCAGAGGAAGUCAAAUGACCAGCCAGCUUUCAACUGGGCUUUGAACAAGACUGCUGAGCAGGUUGACGUGUACCUCCUGCCUGGCUGCCUCAGUCUGCAUUUCCAACCGGAGGCCUAUAUUUCAAGAAUAAAACAUGGGUCAAGGACACGAAGGGCAAGCAUGUCAUCGUACAUAAUAAUUAAUAACUACAUCACAGGGUUUGAGAAGAAGAUAAAACGGUUCCGUGAUCAUGGGCUGUGGUUGGUAGAUGAUCACAGCCACGAGUCACCGCUGGGCAGGAUAUGAGCAUGCUCUCAAGGGGCUGAAGCACAUCUCUCCUCGCGACAGGCGACAGCAUCACAGUUUUGUAGCUGCAUUUUGACUCGAGAAGCCAGUUUCUGCCGAACCAAACAUGGGAAAAUGUUCGGUCCACCACACAAGAUGCAGCACCCGAAGAUCAAAUCCCUGUGCAGAAGAUAUUAUUUACCAAUUGCUAACCUCUUGUUUGAUCUGUAUGUCAAGCCCUUGUAGAGGUUUCAUUUCCCAUGAGUCGAUGGUGAUUGUUGUUUCUAUUUGUUCAUAUUGAAAAUGUUAUGUUGAGGGAAACAGUAAGACGUUAAGAGCCUUGCUGAACAGAUCAGUUGGUAGUGCAUUGGUUGACUCACUUUCUGUAUAGCAUAGACUCUUUUAGCCUUAUCCUGUAUCAUAAUCACUGAAUGUAAGUUAACAUUUUCAGCUAUAUAUAGAGAGGUUGAGCGAAUCUGUAAACUAA